GUGCCGAGAGGUUGCUCUAUAGACACCUUGAAGCUCAGAAAAGAAAAUAUGCAUUCAGAAAAAGUGAUCGUCAUCAUUUGCACCUUUGCCAUCUUGGCAAUUUCAGCUUACCCACAUCGUGGCACCAGGGAUGUGACCUGGACUGAUUCCAAGGCCAAUCAGGCUCAACCCAAAUCAGAAAUCACAAAAGAAGCAGAUAAAAUCUACAAGAGCCAAAUUGACGACAGCAGCCUCUACCACAACGAGGACGAGUACAACAAAAACCCGUUUACGGAUGAAAUGCAGCGUAAGAUCAUCGGGGAGUCAGACCGCCUUCGAGCCCGUUUGCAUCAGGAACUGGCACAGCUGAGGGAGAGGCUGGCUCCGUCCCCAGCCCACCUCGCCUCCAUGCUGGCCAGCGUGAGGGAACGCUUGGCCCCGCUCGCCCAGCAACUCGACAACAACACACACGGCCUGUGCAACCAGCUCAAGAUGUACGUCAGUCCGGAGGUCAACCCGUAUCCGGAGGUCCACGGCUGGAUGACGCAAGAGCUGGAGCAGAGUGCCUCCAAGAUGGCUGACAUCCUAGCUGAAUUUAUGUCUCAAACCAGAGAGGUGACGGAACGCCUGAGAGAGAUGAGUGAGGUGGAGGUGACUCAUGAGGAUUUCUGGCGUGGAUUUAGUUCUAGGCUAGAAUCAGAAGUGAAGUCACUCAAGGCAGAGGUGCAGAAUAGUUUGGAGACUCUUAAAGCAGAACUCGCCGAUCAGUCUGAAAGCGUGCGGCCCCUCAAGGCUGCGGUGGAAUGCUUCUGCCAACUCCAAACUUCUCAAGCCAGGAUUGAGAGAUUGCUCACGUCAAUGGAGGAGGAGCUGGAAGUCCAGUUGAGUUCUUCCCACCCUGUAUAUUCUGGUGGCUUAUUGCAGGAAGACUUCUCUGUCAAACUGUCCGCUCUCAUCCAGGACAUUUUGCAUUCAGUGCAGUGACAUGUCAAUACAGAGACGAUAAACUGAGACACCCUCACCCGCUUGUUUGUUUAGCACAUUGUUGGCUUACGAGGUAGUGACCAGCCUUUACAUAACCUACUGGGUCAAAGGUAACCCAAAUUGGGUGAAAUCGCUCAUCCACCACUGCAUAGGUGUCAAACCCAACGCCCGGGGGCCAGAUACGGCCCACCACAUCAUUUUAUGCGGCCCGCGAAGACAAAGUUUGCAUCGAAUUUGUGUCAUUACUGAAAUUGUCCUCACUUUAAAAAAAAAACAAAUAGGGACAUUGCUUGCAAUUUUUAUUACAAUUCGUCUUUUUUAAAAUAUUUGAUUCCAAAACGAGUUAUUCAUCGGUUUGUUGUGGAGCUGAUAGUGUAUGACAUGUCAACCCAGCGAAUCGGGGUGAAGAUUUGAACCAGCACGUCGGGUCAAGAUUUUGUUCCAUCAAUAGGUAGAAACGAUAACAAGAAAUGUGUUUCCGGAAUAUCAAUAUAGCUGCCAUUGAAAAUUCUUGUGUUUAAAGUCAGCAGUUACCAUUAACAGUUUCUAAUAAUGUUACCAGUCCUGCAAUUCUAAUGGAUGUUCUUCAAAUGUAAAUCGAGUUUUUCUCUUCAAUGUCACGAAAACCAUCACAUGCACUCCAGGAAGGAUUUUUGCAGGAUUCGUCCUUAUUUUCAAAAUGGCUUCCUCUAAUGAACAUUUGAAGGGAAAUCUUGUUGUGACAAGUUACAAUCCUGAAACUUUUAGUUAGUAGUUGCUUGUCAAAUGUUUUUAUUGUUUUGUGUGUUAACACAGACAUUUUGUUGUAUUUUUUUUGUAUAUACAAAAAAAACUGUUAAAAAAUAUAUUUUGUUGUUGGUGUUUGUUUCAUGUUUGUAGUGAAGUAUUUUACAGUACAUAUGUAAACGUUAGGGCACUACAUGAUGUGUAUAUAUAGAUUUUUUUUUGUCAAUAAUUAUGUAAAUAUUUUCUAUAUUGCUAUAAACAAACUCAUGGGAAAUGUAACUGGAAA
Messenger RNA from Syngnathus typhle (broad-nosed pipefish), 1975 nucleotides. RefSeq lists its product as uncharacterized. NCBI's taxonomy places the organism in Eukaryota, Metazoa, Chordata, Actinopteri, Syngnathiformes, Syngnathidae. The transcript has 4 exons. The record is from RefSeq and is a predicted model, not a curated record. Bases 49 to 963 code for a protein of 304 amino acids.